AUGGCCCCUCAUAUCCCCUUCCGCAAGAAGCAGAGCGAAACAUCUCAUCCGCCGAAAGAAAGACCAACAGCAAACAUGAGUGAGCUGUUGGAUCGUGUUUAUUCCAAGUUUGAAGAUCUUACAGGUGAAAAGCUAAGCUCUAGAUCCAUCGAAGACCUUCAGAAACUGCUAUCAGCGGAUGAUCAAGCCGGGAAAGAGAUGUUAUCUAGCACAACAAGAGAUAAUUGCCUCCAGGUUACCGAGGCUAUCAGCGCUCUGGCGAAGCCAGUUGGGGAGGUCGCCUCAUUGGCCUUUCCACCCGCGAAUGCAUGCUUCAGUGCGCUAUCAUUCCUCCUAGAAAUACCCUCAAAAGUACACGCAAUCCACGAGUCAAUCAAUGCCGUUUUUGACGAAGUGAAACCCCAAUUUACCCAGCUUGGAGCAUAUGUCCGCAUGAAGGAUUUGGAUCAGGACUUAAUGGAACUUGUUUCCAAUGUCAUGAUGGUCUUUGUGGAGCUUUGCGCUCAGUGUGUAAAGCAAGGCAAAACUGGCAAGCUCUCUAGGUUCUUCCGAGAGGGCAAAUGGGUAUUGCUAAAUGAAAACCCGAUCAAAUCCCGCCUCGAUCAGCUCAAAGUGCUUUGCGAGCGGAAAGAAAGUUAUCAAUCGACUAUCAUGCUGGAACAGAUUCUCAGCUCUAAACAAACCUUGGAUGGGAUUGAUACUAAAGUCGGUGGGAUUCAAGACUAUGUUGGCAGGAGAUCGGGCGAGCAGGCGCGACAACAAGACCUGAACACGAUUAGAAACCGGUUUGGGAUGUCCGACGAUAGACUACUCAUGUCCCAUCGUGUCUUCGCGGAGAAUUCCCGACUGGCAACUGCCAAGAGUUGUUGGUUCGUCAAGUGGGAUGCUUACCAGAAAUGGAAAUGUCAAGAAAAGGAAGGUCUACUUCCAUUGCUCCUGGUCAUUGGAGCCCAGGGAACAGGCAAGAGCGUAUCGACGGCAUCGAUCUUUCUUGAUCUUAAAGCUCAGGUGGAAGCUGAAGAGCAGAGCUUGAUUGCCUACUAUACCUUCCCUCCUAUAGCGAGGACUGGAAAGGACAAUCAGCAGCCAUUGGAGAACUGCAUUAGAUCGAUUGGUCUACAGGUGGCAGAGCAAGACUCCAUGUACAGAAGAUGUUUGCUUGAUCUCACAGCCAAGAAAGCUGACUAUAAGGAACUCUGGAAGACAUUGGACGCCUCAAAACUUCUGAACACGACCAGCUGCUACCUUCUUCUGGAUGGGCUAGACAACUUGUCAGAAUCCGAUAUCAGCUAUCUCAUGGACGAGUUGGCGCGACUCUCUCAACCCGUUUCUUCUGAAGCCAGUCGUUUUCGCCUCUUUGCGACUGGAGAGAAGACCCGAUUACAAAAAUACACCAAGUCAGAUUUUUGUAUGGGCACUGCAAAGAUCGAGGAAUACAAUUCGCAGGAAAUCUCGGGAUAUAUUGAAGGGUAUCUCAAGACCAAAGACCUACUACAGGAGGACCAUCUCGACUUCGGCGAUCUCAGAAAAAGAAUCAUUACUGUGUUGCACCGAAAUUCCUCCGGUAGCUUCCAAAGAGCUCAAAAGUCGCUUGAGAAGGUGGAAUCCCUAGUGCGGUCAGAUAGCAGGGAUGAGCUGAUUCGUUUCCUCGACACAUUGGGCCAAGGAGCAUCAGCCCCGAGUGAAUCUGAGCUGCGAGAUCUUGAGAGGGUGCUUGACGCGAAGGAGAUUGAAGAACUGAAUGAGAUAAUCAUCUGGGCGGAAUUUGGCUCGCGUUACAACGUUUUUGAUGCGGAGGAAAUUGAAGCCUUUCUGUUUAUUCGAUCGAGUUCCACGCCUUUAAGAUCUCUUCGCAAGAAAAUUCAAGAGCGAUUCUCCCUUGUCCUAGAAGAAGGAGAUUAUGGCGUCCGACUGCGUGAAGACAUGAAGCAAUGGGUGAUCCAGAACCAGCAUGGACGCCAGCGACCAACUGUGACAGCGUCAAUUUCUAUCACAAAUGCAGAGAUCGAAGUGGCACAGCGGCUCUUCUGGGAUCUGGCCCAUCAUUCAGUGAUGAACAGAUUCAACUUCGACACGCACCAAGUAGAUAUGGCAAAGCCCUCGACACAACAAAUCCAAGUUACCGAGCUGAAUGCGCAUCUAGUGGUCGUGAAGCGAACCUUUGAGUUCCUGCGAAGAGCACCGCACGCCCUAUCACAGUGUAUUGGAAGGCGUCUGUUGGAUAGCCUGCCAGAGCAUCUAACUGAUCUGCGGAAACUGUCUGCAUUCAAACAGAUUGCGGAUGCGGAUCGACAGGUGAUAGGAGAGAACGUCCAGGAACUAUUUUUCAACCCAAUGAACCUUGAAAGACACUGGGAGACCUUUGUAGGGAUUUAUUGGCAUUCGGAUGGCGAUGCGAUGGCGGCAUUCUGGGAAUGGCUCGGAGAUGAUGCUGCAAUUAAACAGAUGGAUGUACGAGACAAGCUUCAAGAAAUGUACGAAGACCCAAAGCGGAAUCGAAGGCUUUUUGAGCCCCUGGCAAAACUGGCCGGUCGCAUCUGGCUUCAGGACAUGUCAUCAAGUGCGAAGGCAGCAUUCAAGUGGCUGCACAAUUACCUUGAGCUGGACACGAAAGAUGACACACCCGAUGAUGCCUCUACAGAUAGUUCCGAAGACAUAUCCACGGGUGGUUCUGAUGAAGACGAUGAAGUUUCUAAAGCAGAAAAAUGGUGUAAGGAGGCAUUGGGCAUGCGCCAUCUGCGUGGAAAUGACAUUUGGCUUCAACGAAUCGCAGAAACAUACGAAGCUCUUUAUGAUGAGCAGGGCAUGGAUGAGUUUCAAGAGAAGGCUUUCAAGAAGUAUCAAAAGACCAACAAAAUCCUUGAGAAAAUGGAUGACCCGGACCGAGAUCGACGGGUGGGAGUGUUGAAGCGCCUUGCCUCGCUGGCCAACAAUGAAGAUGAUGCGGUCAAAUAUAAUUGGGAUGCUUUCAGGCUAGACCCAAGAAACAUCGACGCGAGAUACAGUCUAUUUAAAAGUCUCCACGCUCGUCGGAAUGAUCAAGAUGAUGUGGAGCUUGAAAGCCUUGUCACGAGUGCAUUGCAGUUUAAGGACAGCACACGCCACAUCUCCCAUCUAGGCUUGAUGGUCGAAAUGGUGAUUAAAGAUGACGAAAGUAACAGCUUUGAGCUCUUGAAUAAGAUAUCUUUCAUCUGCUCAUCCGAACCGUACCUCGGCGGUUUGUUGGAAGACAUGGAAACAGCCAUCAGUGAUGCGAAAGCCCAAGAGCGAUAUGAAAUGUGUGCAACUCUGCUCUUGCAUAAAGGGAUCACACUCUCGUGCUACUCUGGGGAUAUUUCUCAUUCAGAGAAGGCAGUACAAGCCUGGACCGAAUGCUCGCAAUUGAUUCUGAAAAAUAUCACGCAACUUUCUACCGGUGCUAUUCUUUUGGACAAAGUCGGGCGGCAGCUGAGCGCUUAUUACUUUGAACAGGCCAUCAAUGACUUGCCAAACGCUGCCCAGUAUGCUCAAAAGCUGGAGCAAGUAUUGGAGGAGCAGAAGAGCAUAGUUCAUGGAAUGUCUGCGGCGAAGACAUACUUGGCAGCAUACAGAAUCCACAAUAAAGAUGAGAAAGCUGCUCGGGAUCUCUUCAAAGAGGAUAUGGCAGAAGCAUUCGCCUUACUUUCCGAUGAAACGACAAGCAAUGAUCACCGGGGAUUCAUGCUGCUAUCUCAAAUUCUCCUCUACGUCAGAGACGAUACUAAUUACCUGAUAGCGUUUUCUCUUCUUGCUCGGCGUGUACUCGACAUUGAUAUCUUGAAGGAAUGGCUGUCACUCGAUGGCGAGCCCAUGACCGCUGAAGCAACCGAGCUCAUCGAGUUCUUCGAGUCAAACUAUCCUGACAACGAAUCAUCCGACACGCAUGCCUGGUUCAAGAUCAGCGCAAUGCAGGAACAUCUUGAGAAGCUGAGCGAAGAUCUCGUCUUAAACAAUGAGGAUAGUGGAAGAAGAAAAACAUAUCACGGGUUGUUAGAUUCAAUGGCCAGGUAUGACAAAGCCAUCGAUGAUGCCAACAACGACUACAUGUGUGACAUAUGCGAGUGCUUGUUGGAGAAUAGCACACCGAUGUAUGCAUGUCAUUACUGCUAUAAUAUCGGCUUCUGUGACUCGUGUCUCCGGCGGCUCAAGUCCGGCGCGCUCAAAACGCCGCUUUGCCGAGCUACUCAUCACUGGCUGCAGAUUCCUCCUUGGAAUGCUAAGAGACAUGUCAGAUCAUAUCGGAGAAGAGUCUGGAUAGAGACUACGGAAGGGGAGGAUGGGUCUCUGACUGAGGGGCGAGAGAUACCAGUGGAGGAGUGGCUAGAGGGUCUGAGAAAAGAGUGGAUAUCUUAG
This is a messenger RNA of Penicillium paradoxum, 4371 nucleotides long. RefSeq lists its product as uncharacterized. The record is from RefSeq and is a predicted model, not a curated record. NCBI's taxonomy places the organism in Eukaryota, Fungi, Ascomycota, Eurotiomycetes, Eurotiales, Aspergillaceae. The coding region runs from base 1 to 4371 and encodes 1456 amino acids. The transcript is spliced from 5 exons.